This is a messenger RNA of Cyclopterus lumpus (lumpfish), 5628 nucleotides long. RefSeq names its product synergin, gamma (gene synrg). The record is from RefSeq and is a predicted model, not a curated record. Gene Ontology annotation, molecular function: protein binding. Gene Ontology annotation, cellular component: clathrin coat of trans-Golgi network vesicle. The transcript is spliced from 24 exons. The coding region runs from base 46 to 4515 and encodes 1489 amino acids. Lineage: Eukaryota; Metazoa; Chordata; Actinopteri; Perciformes; Cyclopteridae.
CGUCACCGCUGACGUCAUCUCCUAUCGGUGACUGCUGUUAUCAAGAUGGCGCUGCGGCCAGGAUCAGGGGGAGGCGGCAGUUUCAUGUAUCCUGUUGGAGGGGGCCUGGGACCGCCACAAGGCAUGGUACCCAUGCAGCAGCAUCAGCAGCAGCAGCAGCAGCAGCAGCAGCAGCAGCAUCAGCAGCAGCAUCAGCAGCAUCAGCAGCAGCAGCAGCAGCAUCAUCAGCAGCAGCAGGGCUUCCCUAUGGUUCCGGUCAUGCAACCGAACAUGCAGAACAUGAUAGGAAUUAACUUUGGGGGACAGAUGCCCGCAGGAGCUAUGCCUAUUCAGGGUGGGAUGGCUAUUGGUAUGCAGACCCCUGGGAUGCAAUUCUUGGGUCAGCCCCAGUAUAUGGGUAUGAGACCUGCUGGGCCCCAAUACACUGCGGACAUGCAAAAACAAAUGGCUGAGGAGCACCAAAAAUGCCUGGAGCAGCAGCAGAAGAUGCUGGAAGAGGACAGGAAAAGAAGACAAUUUGAGGAGCAGAAACAGAAGCUGAGGCUGCUCAGCAGUGUCAAACCCAAGACAGCUGAGAAGAGCCGCGAUGAUGCUUUGGAGGCAAUCAAAGGCAACCUAGAUGGCUUUAGCAGAGACGCUAAGAUGUACCCAAAUCCAUCAUCACAGACCAAGAAGCCAGACUCAUCGCCACCACAUCCUUCUGUCCCCACUCGCUCCCUCCCCCCAGCUUUGUCCGAAGACAUUGAUGAGUUUAGUGACUUUCAUGGGCAUGUAGACGCCCCCGCCUCCUUCCCUCCACCCUCCUCCACUUCUUCCGCAUCUGGCCUCUCCUCUCAGGCCCUCGGUCAGCCUUCAUCCACUUCCCCCGUGACAGGUUUCUCCCCGGACGAUGACGAGUUUAGUGACUUUGUUCAGGGUCCUCUGAAUGCGUUCCCUCCGUCCAACUUCCACCUCUCCUCUCAGGCCCAAGUUCAAUCCUCAUCCCCUUCCCUGAAGGCUGGACUGUCCUCUUCCUCUUCCCUCCCUCAGUCCCUUCCUGCCUCUGUGUCCAUUUCCACUGUCACCCAACACUCUGCUGUCAACAACAGCUCUACAUUUCAAGGCCCUUCCCUGGAUGAGAAGCUAUUCUCCUCAUGCGAUUUUACUGCUGAUAAGACGGCACAGUUUAGCUUUAAAUCCAAGUCGAUUUUGGCUGACAUGGGUCCUGGAACCCAAGUUUCAACCCAGUUUCACUCCAGCACUAAAGCGAGGAACUGGGCUGCGGCCCCUGAGGACUUUGGUUCGAUCUUCAUCGCAGAAAAGCUACCAGAGGUCUCGGUGUCGCCACCCAGCGUCCCCCCAUUAGCUGUUUACUCAUCUCCUCAAACCAGUAGUGACAGUGCAGGUGUUGGCGUGUACCCACAACAAGAGCACAUUCAGCCCAUGCUGCCAACCUGGCUUUACAAUGACAGCCUCAUCCCAGAAAUGUUCAAAAAGGUUCUUGAAUUCACCAUGACUCCGGCAGGGAUAGACACAGCCAAUCUCUACCCUAUUCUAAUGUCAUCAGGACUUCCCAGGGAAGCACUGGGGCAAAUCUGGGCAUCAGCCAACCGCACAACACCUGGCAUGCUGACCAAAGAGGAGCUCUACACUGUACUUGCACUAAUUGGUGUGGCGCAGAGUGGCCUCCCAGCAAUGAAUGUGGAAAUUCUCAGUCAGUUUCCCUCUCCACCAGUGCCCAACCUGCCCGCCCUGGCUAUGGUCAUGGCCCCCGUCAUGCACCAGCACCAGCAGCCCAUGAUGAGCAAGCCCCCGGUCUCUAUGGCCAUGCCCACAUCAGCACCACCAGUUAUGGGCAUGACUACCGCAACGCAGGCUCAAGCACCCACAAACACCAACUUCAUAGCCAGUUUCCCUCCUGCACAGGGGCCCAAAGCUGAUGACGAUGACUUCCAGGAUUUCCAGGAGGCACCAAAGGCAGGAGCAGGAGACCAGUCCUUCACUGAGUUCCAGGGGGAUUCAAGUGGAAGUUUCCCAACCACCCAUGCAUCGCAGCACCAAAAAAGCGCGUCUGCCAUGCUGACUCCAGUGUCUGGUUCUUCGUCCGCCUCCGCCACGUCCUCUGAUAAGUACGCUGUUUUCAAGCAGCUGUCUGUGGAGCAGCCUGCAGAGCCGACACCCGCUGCCUCAGAUAUUGGGGACAAAUACAGUGUAUUCAGACAGCUUGAGCAACCUGCUGACAAGAAACCAGUCGGGGAAGGAUUUGCAGAUUUCAAGUCUGUCAGCGCUGAUGAUGGCUUCACAGACUUUAAAACCGCAGACAGCGUCUCUCCAUUAGACCCUUCAGACCAGGCCAAGAUCUUUCAACCUUCCUUCCCCUCUGCUUUCCCAACCUCUCAGUCUCUACAACAUCUACCGCAGCAACAGCCAGCAGUGUCUCUUUCUCAGCCCAGAAAUCCUCUCAACAUGGCCGACCUGGACCUUUUCUCUUCUACAGCUCCCUCUGUUCCUGCCCCCACUGAGACAAAACCCAGCACAUUCCCCUCAGUGUCUGUGCCCGCCUCUCUAGUGCUCUUACCAGGUGGAGCCAAACCUCCAGGGGGAGGUGUAGAUGAUUUUGGGGAUUUUACCCUCUUUGGCUCAUCCUCUGAGGCUUCAACAGCGGGAGGAGCUGUGGCAGCGCCUCAGGACGACUUUGCAGAUUUCAUGGCGUUUGGCAGUUCUGGUGGGGAGCCGAAAGGUGAGGGCAGCAGCGUGGGUGUCCAAGGGGAGACCUCCACUCAGCAGCGACCUCAGCAGAGCUCAGACAAGUAUGAUGUAUUCAAACAGCUGUCUCUGGAAGGAGGCCUGGCCUUCGAUGAUACUAAGGAGAGUGGCGGUGGCUCCUUCUCUUCUCUAAAGAGUGACACAGAUGACUUUGCAGACUUUCAGUCCUCAAAGUUCUGCACAGCGCUCGGGGCUGCGGAAAAGACUCUGGUGGACAAGGUGGCCGCUUUCAAACAGGCCAAAGAGGACUCCGCCUCUGUCAAGUCCCUCGACCUCCCGUCUAUUGGGGGGAGCAGCGUAGGAAAGGACGACUCUGAAGACGCACUCUCAGUGCAGCUGGACAUGAAGCUCUCGGACAUGGGCGGAGACCUGAAACAUGUGAUGUCGGACAGCUCUCUGGAUUUGCCCGGUCUCUCGGCCCACCAGCCCCCCGCUACAGAAGGAGACGACAUGAAAUUUGACCCCUUCGGGACGUCGGACCUCAGCACCCUGUCCAGCUACGACUGGUCAGACCGUGAGGAAUGUCUACCCGGUGAGGUCAGGAAGCCGCACGGCUUUGAGGUAGCUUCCCUUCCAUCUCUAGUGUCAGCACAGAGGAAGGAGCUGACCUUUGGCAGCACAGAAAACAUCACAAGCAGCUUCGCAGCAAAGAUCACAACCUCCUUUCCCACCGAGGACAGCGUAUCCACAGAUGACAAGUUUGAAGCAUUCGCUGAUUUUGGCCCCGGCGACCAGGGUGGUGUCGAUGACGAGGACGACUUUGGGGACUUUGCAAGCACCGUUUCAGAAAAGUCUGACUCGCCAGCCGCCACUGCUGAGGGCGCCUCGGAGGUAAACCAAAGUGAGGCCUCUGAUGAGUUUGGAGCCUUCCAGGGGGACAAGCCUAAGUUUGGCAAGUCCGACUUCCUCAAAGCCAGCGCUCAGACCAAUGUCAAGUCCAGUGAGGAGAUGAUCAAGGACGAACUGGCGACUUUUGACUUGUCUGUUCAAGGUUCCCACAAACGCAGUCACAGUUUGGGCGACAAGGAGAUUGGGCGUUCUCCCCCGUCUCCGGCUCCAGAGCAGCCCUUCAGAGACCGAUCCAACACCCUGAGCGAGAAGCCCGCCCUGCCCGUCAUCAGGGACAAGUACAAGGACUUGACUGGGGAGGUGGAGGAGAGCGAGCGGUACGCAUACGAGUGGCAAAGGUGUCUGGAAAGUGCUUUAGAGGUCAUCACCAAAGCCAACAACAUCCUAAACAGCAUCAGCAGCUCUUCUGUCUGCACCGAGGUCAUCCAGUCUGCUCAGGGCAUGGAGUACCUGCUGGGCGUGGUGGAAGUGUAUCGUGUCACCAGGCGCGUGGAGCUGGGCAUCAAGGCGACAGCCGUGUGCUCCGAGAAGCUGCAGCAGCUGCUGAAGGACGUCAGCCGCGUGUGGAACAACCUCAUGGGCUUCAUGUCGCUCGCCAAGCUUGCUCCUGAUGAAAGCUCCCUCGAUUUCUCCUCCUCUAUUUUGAGGCACGGCAUUAAGAAUGCCAAGGAGUUGGCCUGCGGGGUGUGUCUCCUCAACGUCGACACACGCAGCAAGAACAAAGAAGAAAGCACUAUUGGACGUCUGUUUAAACGAGCAUUGAUUAAAGACACUGACAGGAAGUUAUGGGCGUUCAACUCAGAGAUGGACAACUUCAAACUGCUGUACGGGGGCCACCAGUACCACGCCAGCUGUGCCAAUUUCUGGACUAACUGUGUGGAGCCCAAACCUCCCGGCCUCAUACUGCCUGACCUGCUCUGAGCUCGCGGCUUGCGGCUCGCGGCUGCCAUGGCAACGGAGCAAAGGCUAAUCAACAUCAGAGGGGUAGAGCAACGACGCGCAAUGCACAGGCUGCCACCGUGGACUGAGAAGGAUGUUUAGUCACUGGAUUCCUCUGUAUUUAUUUAUGUAUUGUAUCUAUUGUCAUAACUCGGCUGUCAAUCAGAUCUGGUGGUUUGUUAAAAGCUUUUGUUUAAAUAUUUACCAUUGCCGUUGUUUUUGUUGCCCUUUCUUUUUUCCACGUAAAUGAUGUUAACACAGGUCAGAUGUACAAGUCAUAUUUAAACCCAUUGGUUUGCAACGUGUUUAACGUAUGGUUUACACUGAUUUUCAACUACAGAAAAAAGACAAUUCAUUCAUAAUCACUCAUCAAUCAAUCAUAUUUAUAUUAUUGGGUCUGCAGUUUAGAAUCUGGAGUUUUUAAUGUCACUUGUUUCUGUUUGAGAGGAUCUGUAUUGGUGACUUCUUUUCUUCCCACUGAACCAGAGCUGUUGAAUUAUAAACCUAUUAUUGUACUUGAAUUACAUUUGUGGGUCAGGUCUUUUCGAUAAAACUCUGUCUGUUUUGUUUUUAAUAAGAAGUCUUUAACAUUCAAUCCGAUGCUGGUGUUAUACGUUUUGAUGAAUUGUGUUGAAUUGACCGCUUUGAAUGUUUUUGCACAGUUGAUGAGAUUUCAGCACCUCCAGGGAUAUUUAAAAUGUAUGUUUUAAGGGGAAAACAGUUGUGAUUUGGGGUCCUGAAGGGAAUCAUGUUAACGGUAUUGUUUUUGUGUCUUCUUGUUGUGUGCAACUGGAAAAAGUUGAUGGAUUCUGAACUAAAAUUACAGGAGCACUUUUUGUAUAUUAGUGUCAUGCUGUAGCAUUGUAAUUACUAACUAACGUGAAUGUGAUGUAAAUAAAUAUGCAAACUAUUUAUUUAAAGUGUCAUAGGUUAUUAUAUUUCUCAGAUUUUAAAGGCUGUCUUUAAGCAAUACACUCAUACGUACAUUAAGUUUGUCACUAAUGAAAUGUUUGCUAACGGCUGUGAUUCAAUCAUCUCAGAAACAUUAAAACAGCGUCCAUGAGGCUGCAAUGAGAGUGGAUAUCUGGAUAUUAA